This is a messenger RNA of Yarrowia lipolytica CLIB122, 432 nucleotides long. Lineage: Eukaryota; Fungi; Ascomycota; Dipodascomycetes; Dipodascales. The record is from RefSeq and is a predicted model, not a curated record.
AUGUCUACAAUCACCACCACUGCCACCAUUUCCGCCAUAGCACCACCUGAAUUCAUCGCCCGCCCCGGAGGGAAACUCGACUAUGUGACCUUUACUAUCCCCCAUUCGCAUCACCCCAAUCUCCUCAGCCAAAUCUGCUCCGCUGUCAACUACGAAAUUCUGUCUGGAGAGCCGCGGCUGUGCAGAGACGUGCGUGCCCAGGUGGUUCGAACUCCACAGGGUGAAUACAUCACCGUUUCGAAUCUCCACGAUAACCACAAAAGGUACUUUGAUGCUCUCUUCACCACCGAUGAUAGCGGCAAGGUCGCCCCCAACGACUUCUUCGAGGUGCUGCUGGUGGAAACAGAGCGGGGAAUGGCUGCUCUCGCCCAACAACUCACACAAAACCGUCUCGUGACCGUCUACCGGUCUUCUGAUUGGUUGCAUGUCUAG